AUGCGUACGUUAAAGUGGGAUCCUUGGUUUACACCCGAGGAGGAGACUAGUAUUGCCAUUGCAUGGAUAUCAUUCCCUAAUCUAGCUCCUAAUUAUUAUGGUGAGUCUCAAUUAUUCUCUAUGGCAUCUGCAGUGGGAAGGCCUCUAACUCUAGAUUUGGCCACAAAGAACAAGACUCGACCUAGUUGUGCUCGAGUGAAAGUGGAAGUUGAUUUAUUAAAAGAUCAUCCUAAAAGAGUUGCUAUAAAAGCUGUUGCUAGUACUGGGGAAACUAGGACUAAGUGGGUGAACAUACAAUAUGAUUUUCUGCCUAAAUAUUGUAAAACAUGUUGUCUACAAGGUCAUAAUGAAGAGGGUUGCUUGAAACUCAAUCCUAGUUUACUGCCUAAAGAUGAUACUGAAGAUGAAGAAGCUGAGGUAGAGUUUGGUUUGGGAGAAGCACCAGAGGUGCAAGUUGACAAUGGUAAAUAG
This is a messenger RNA of Lycium barbarum (goji berry), 471 nucleotides long. RefSeq lists its product as uncharacterized. The transcript has a single exon. Bases 1 to 471 code for a protein of 156 amino acids. The record is from RefSeq and is a predicted model, not a curated record. NCBI's taxonomy places the organism in Eukaryota, Viridiplantae, Streptophyta, Magnoliopsida, Solanales, Solanaceae.